Molecule: messenger RNA, 723 nt
Organism: Camelina sativa (false flax)
Lineage: Eukaryota; Viridiplantae; Streptophyta; Magnoliopsida; Brassicales; Brassicaceae
Source: RefSeq, a predicted model, not a curated record
UCACCUUUCUAGCCUAUAUAAACGCAUAAGCAUGAGCGACACUAAUAAGCAAAAUAAGGUAAUAUUAAGAAUUUAAGAUGACAUCUUCUAUGGUCUCUUCAAUGGUUUUCUGUCUCCUUCUUCUUCUUGUGUUUCCGCAUAUGGAUAAAGCGCUUGGCGCACAAGAGGAAGCCAAUAAUCAAAGUGCAGAAGAGAUUUACCAUCCUAGUGGCUUAGGCCGUAUUAUCGGCCGUAUAAAAUGUCCUCGUAAAAUACCCUUUUGUCAUGAUCCUGAUAUCCCAAAUGUCCCGAUACCUCCUCCGCCACACAUGCCUGUGAAAGGCCGCGUUGAACCUUUCGGUCGGUUCAUCCGUAUAUGUAAAAAAGACCCCAAAUUUUGUAGCGCUGUAUGUAAAAAAUACCCCAAGGUUUGUCGCGCCGCCCUUAUAUGUAAAAAAGACCCCAAAAAAUGUCGUCCUGGUCAUGUCUGACAUUUCAAUAAAUCUCCUCCGCCCCACAGGCCUUUCAAAGGCACACAAGGACCUGGUCAUUUCAAUACCUCACUCUAGCUUUGAAUGCAUGUGUGUGUGUUGUGUGCAUGUUUCAUAUCUUAAAUUGUGGUUUAAUUUGGUUUGUGGUUUCUGUCCUUGUUUUAUCUGUGUAUGUGUUUGUAUAUUUUCCAGUUUUUUCGAACCGCUCCGUCGUUGCUAUAAUAAAUAAAACUUGUGUUUCCUUUCGUGUUCA